AUGGCUGCCCCGGAGGGAACUGCGAAGAAUGAGGACCAAAGUGAAAACUUAAUGUUUGAUUUGUCAAACUUGCGAAAUCGAAUUAGGAAUUUUAUUGAUAAGCAACACUACGAUUGUGCACUUUUCUGGGCUGACAAACUAGUUUCUUUAUCUGAUGCUGUAGAGGAUGUCUUCUGGUAUGCACAGGCCAUGUAUUAUACAGGACAGUACCACAGUGCCAUACAUUUGCUUACUAGCAGGAAGCUUGACAAGACAUACAGUGCCUGCCGCUAUUUGACUGCCAAAUGUUACUAUGAAUGCAAAGAGUGGCAGGAGGCUCUGAACAUUUUGGAGAUGGCAGAUAUGUCUUUUUCUAGUAUACCUUCAGUUACUAAUAGCAGCCUCAAUGAAUCUUUACAAGAAUUGGAUGCUAAUUUUCCUAUUAAAAAUUAUGGAAAUUCAAUAUGCUUGUUGCGGGGCAAAAUCUAUGAAGCUAUGGACAACCGCAGCUUAGCAUCAGACUGCUACAGGGAGGCACUGCGCUUGGAUGUGUACUGUUUUGAAGCACUGGAGUUGUUGAUUAACCAUCAUAUGCUCACAGCUCAAGAAGAAAAAGAUUUGAUCAACUCUCUGCCUCUGAGUUCACAGUGCUCCCCUGGGGAAGCAGAUUUGGUUAGAUCCUUGUAUGAAAGCAGAAUGAAAAAGUAUGAUUGCCCAGGAAAAGUUGAAAUACCAGCGCCAUUAGCUCCCUUGUGUGAUAAUAUGGAUGUGGUUGUAAGCAAAGCUGAGAGACAUUUGUACAAUUGUAACUUCAGAACAGCUUACAAGAUCACAUCCAGGAUUUUAGAUAUGGAUCCUUACAACAGGCAGUGUCUGCCCAUCCAUAUAGCUGUACUUGUAGAACUGAAAAAAUUCUAA
Molecule: messenger RNA, 897 nt
Organism: Candidula unifasciata
Lineage: Eukaryota; Metazoa; Mollusca; Gastropoda; Stylommatophora; Geomitridae
Source: the annotation of a GenBank genome assembly